This is a messenger RNA of Rhopalosiphum maidis (corn leaf aphid), 2965 nucleotides long. RefSeq names its product integrator complex subunit 4 (gene IntS4). Gene Ontology annotation, biological process: snRNA processing. The record is from RefSeq and is a predicted model, not a curated record. Gene Ontology annotation, cellular component: integrator complex. The transcript is spliced from 17 exons. Lineage: Eukaryota; Metazoa; Arthropoda; Insecta; Hemiptera; Aphididae. Bases 1 to 2895 code for a protein of 964 amino acids.
AUGGCGGCAGUUUUAAAAAAAAGAGCAUUAGCAGAGUAUAGUACACAAGUAUUAGAGCAACAACCACCAGUAAAAAAAUUGAAAUGUCUAGUGAAAUUGUCGGCUUUAACUACUGGUGCUACCCUAUCAUUAGUGAACACAAUUAAUAGUCGUAAAACACCAAAUGAUGUAGUGCAAAUUUUGCUGCAAAUAUUAGAACAACUUCAGUUUCAGGAUUCGGAUAUCUCUAACAUUUUAAUUAAACUCAGUGAACAUUUUAAACAUCAAUCAGAUUCUACUGUCAAGAUAUUAAUAUUUUCUGUUUUAUCAGCUAUUGGGUCUUCAGAUGAAACUAGCGAAGAUAAUGUAUACAAAAUUGUCGAAGAAAUAUUUACUUUAAUGAAAGAAGUUAAAUCUCAGAAAAUCAAAACUAGUGGUCUAAAAACACUAUUAGCACUUGGAAAACGUAUGAAUCAUGAUAUGGAUCUUCAUUUGAAACUCACUAAUUAUGCUAAAGAAACAUUAGGAGAUUAUAGACCAAACAUAACAUGUGAGAGCUUAGAAGUAAUAGGUGAAUUAAUGCCUGUGAAAAUUCCACAAGAUUGUUUAGAAAUUCAUUCUGAAAUGCUAAAAUUAAUUGGAACUUAUACACAGCAUUAUAAUGCAAAAACAAGGAGUAAUGCUUUUAAUACAAUGGUUCGAUUGCAUGACCGAGGUAUUAGAUUAAACCCUGCUGUGUAUCUAGAUGUUUGUUCAGUUAUAAAUGAUGAUAAUGAAAUGGUGAGAGAAGCUGCUUUAAACGUAAUUUCAGUUUUAGGAAAUUAUUAUCCUGAAGAAAGAAUCAAAGGUAGUAAUGGUGAAGAAAUGGCUCGAAUGUCUGAUGAAGCAUUUGAAAAUAUAUGUAAUUUUAUGACUGAUAUAAGUUACCGAAUUCGCACUCAAGCAGCAAAGCUUCUUGGAUCUUUUCUAUCUGUCAGUACAAAUGUUUUGUUGAAGACACUAGAUCAAACAUUAAUGUCUAAUUUGCGUAGAAAACGAACUUCUAUUGAACGUGUUUGGGAGUGUUUAGCAAAGGGUACAGCUAUGAUGAGUGCAUUAAGCACUAAAGAUACACCACAAGAAAUGCUGGAUGCACAACAAGUUAGUUUGGUUAGCACAGGAGCUAGUGGUGCUUAUCUUCAUGGCUUAGAAGAUGAAUUUCUUGAGGUACGUAUAGCUACAAUAAGUUCUAUGUGUUCAUUGGCAACUAGACAUUCAGAAUUUGCAGUGAUUGCAAUGGAAUUCUUAGUAGAUAUGUUUAAUGAUGAAAUUGAAGAAGUACGCUUAAUAGCUAUUGAAAGUCUUGUGAAGCUUUCAUAUGCAUCUGGACUCCGUGAUGAUCAAGUGGAGAUUAUUUUAGCAGUGAUUGAAGAUUCAUCAAGUGUUGUGCGUGAAGGCUUACAUAAUAUAUUUGCAUCAUUUGAACUAUUAAAUCAAGAAGGAUUGAUGAUGUGCACUAACAGAUUAAUUGAAAGUUUAAAAAAAUAUCCAGAGGACAAAAAAUCUAUAUGGAAUUGUAUGAAAAAUUUAGGACUAAGACAUCCAACAUUGACAUUGGCAUUAGUACCUGAGUUGUUGGCGAUUCAUCCUAUGUUUGAAACUCCUGAGCCAAAUGUAGAAGAACCAUCGUAUGUAAGUGUGUUGAUUUUAGUAUUCAAUGCGGCAUCCAAGUGUAAUUCUAUUAUAUCUUUACUCGAGGAUAAAACAAUUAAACACUAUAGUUACUUAAGAGACAUAAUGCCUCAUUUAGUACCAUCUUUGCAACUAGGUGGACGUUUAUCAAUAAGUCAAGUAGAAUUAAGACCUACUGAGUCAGAUUCACCUAAAUCCCUUGAACUUCUUGAAUCAUUAAUCAAUCAAGUAUCUGUAGUCAAAGGUAGUACUAAAGUUAAAAUUAGUUUGCUGGAAACUUUCUAUCAUAAUCUUAUACGACUGGCUCAACUUGAUCAAUCUGUGAAUGGUACAGCAGAGCUUAGUGCAUUAUAUAUGCAUAGUCAAUUAUUAUUGAAUAAAGUAUUAAAUAAUAAUAAUAAAACAUUUUAUUCAAAUGCUGUAUCUACUCAUCAAGCAAAUAAUGUGCGCACAAAUAUUUCACAGUUAUUGCAGAAUACUUUAAAAAUGCAGUACUUGUUUGUUGGCUUAAGUGUUCAAGAAUUAGCUAGUAUAAAACAAUUCAAAUUAAAGGUUAUAGCUCUCCUUCUUGUAUAUAUUGUUAAUGCUACAAACCAAUCGGCUAGAACACUGAGUCAUUAUUUUUUAACACAGUUAGAAGAUACUAUUAAGUAUAUUAGUGAACAUGAUCUACAGCUUGAAUCAUUCACUUCUGUUGUUUUUAAAGAAUUGUCUCAAUUAGAAGAAUCGAAACCAGGAAUUGUAGCUAAAUUACUUUUACCCAUAUUGCAAAGUUCUGAACCUACUCCACCACCUAAACCAAACACUAAUAUCAAAAUGUGUAAGGUUGUUAUUAACCGUCCACAAGGUGGCCCAGAUACCACUCAUAAGUUAUCAGCAGGCUUAAUUCUUCCUAUCCCUUUAAAUGCAGAGUUGUACAGUUUACAAACAGAGUCAUUAUCUUUAUUGCGUUUAAAAAUCAAAUAUCCUGAUCAACAAACACAUUUAAUCAUGCCACCAAGAAAUCACUUGCGUCUAGUAAAUCUCAGUAAUGAGUCAUAUUAUCUACUUGAUACUAAUGCAUUAAUAUCACAUCGUUCUGAGUGGUCAGAAGCGUGUUUUGUUGAGCUGAGCUUAGCAUUUGAUUUAACUGAAACAGAAGGAGCUCUGGCACAUGUUCUACCUCCUACACAACCAUGUAUUGUUGAUUUAUGCAAACCAGUCAAACUUAAAGUGCACCCUAAACCUGUAAGACGUGGAAUGUGAAUAAAUUAACUUUUUUUUUAUUAUAUACAUGAAGACAAAUAUUAACAGUUUACAAUAUUAUCAAUUAUGA